This is a messenger RNA of Rotaria socialis, 717 nucleotides long. The record is from the annotation of a GenBank genome assembly. Lineage: Eukaryota; Metazoa; Rotifera; Eurotatoria; Philodinida; Philodinidae.
AUGAAUGUACAUAGCCACAGUGGUUAUGUGGAUGCAGCUAACACAACGACAAAUGGUACUCGACAAUACCUAUUGUGGUUUCUAAUUAUUGCCAGUUGGGAUCUUGUUAAUGCAUUUCCGACCACUGAGAAAAUUUCACCGAUAAAAAACUCGUUUGAGGAACUUCGAGAACGUUACCGGCGUGACGCAAAGAAUACGAUCACUUGCGAUGCUUCUUGCACAUGUCAAUGCAGUUCAACCGGAGCGCCACAAACAAGUGAAGUAACAUCAGUUGGCACAACAUCAUCAACCACAUCAACAAUAAGUUCUACAACAACAACAUUAACAACAUCGACAUCGACACCAACAACAAUACCUCGACGACUAGUACGAGUACCAGCACUACCAGUUCUACAACAAGCACUUCAACAACAAGUACCUCGACGACUAGUACGAGUACCAGCACUACCAGUUCUACAACAAGUACCUCGACGACUAGUACCAGUACCAGCACUACCAGUUCUACAACAAGCACUUCAACAACCAGUACCAGUACCAGCUCAACAAGCACUUCAACAACUAGUACUAGUACAAGCACCACAAGCACCUCAACUACAACAACAACGACGACGAGCACGACUACUACUCGCUGUCCUGAUAUAUGCUGGUUACAAAAUUGUGAAACUGGAAAUACAGCUGCGAUACCUUGUCCGAAUACAACUUGUGCAACUAUCAUAG